CUUUUCGAUGCAUUGGCGCCUCAGGAACCCGUUCUCGUCUGGGCUGCCAUCGCCCUCGUCUCCCACUCUCCUCGUUGGGACGCCACCCCCAUCGACCCAACUAUCAUGACGAAACUCGCCGCAUACCAAGAAGAUCUCGACUUUGACAAUAGCGAUGUCGAGAACGCCAUGACCUGCCUUGUCUUUGUCCUCAUACAAUCACCUCUUCUCCUUGCUGUUGCCAAACAGGCGCCCGACAACAAACUCUUCUUGAAGUUGACAUAUGCUCUUCUCACAAUCAGAGAGUACCGACAAAACCUUCGCGACUUCACCACCAUCUACGAUAAUGAUGAGGACGCUGGGCUGUUGAUCACCGCCCUCGAUCUUCCCGGCCACAGCGCCAUUCAACGAACCAUCUCAGCUCUGUCGCCCGUCCGUGCCAUCAAAGACUUGAUCAACCUCGUUCCUGACAACCAAUGGGGCAACAACACUGCCGCCUGCAAGACAUAUCUUCGCAAUGCGAUCGAGCAAGUUUACAGACUUGACGACAACCGCGGCCGUACAGCAGCUAGUGAGGAUCUCAACGUCGACAAGGAGAUCUUGCAGUGGAUGUUCCUGUGCGGCAGGCCUCCCGUCAACCCUCACGUCUUGAACAACCAUAUCUGGUUCUUGAUCAAGUGCCACUGGGCUACUGUGUGUGCACAGCGCCAGCCAGUUUGGUAUCUCACGGGCUUCGCUGGUCGUAUGUUCAACCAGUUCUGGUCAGAAAAUAAAGCGGAUAACGUAGGCGUGGAAUGGAGAUACCUCAAGGUUGCCGUUAUCAACGUGGUCGCCGGUCUUGGUUGCGCUAUUCCUGAUCGUUGGGAUGCUGUCCGCGCUGAUCCCGGUCGUUGA
Aureobasidium namibiae CBS 147.97 is the source of this 873-nucleotide messenger RNA. RefSeq lists its product as uncharacterized. The annotation marks the transcript as partial. NCBI's taxonomy places the organism in Eukaryota, Fungi, Ascomycota, Dothideomycetes, Dothideales, Saccotheciaceae. The record is from RefSeq and is a predicted model, not a curated record. The transcript has a single exon.